CCUGCGCCGGCGCAGGCUCGGUGGUUCCGGGAUCCUGCCCCGCGAGCUGCCGUCGCGAUGUACGACCCCGAGCGCGGCUGGAGCAUGUCCUUCUCGGGCUGCGGCUUCCUGGGGUUCUACCACGUCGGGGUGACCUGCUGCUUGGGAGAGCGCGCCCCGCACCUCCUUCGCGACGCGCGCAUGUUCCUCGGAGCCUCGGGUGGGGCGCUGCACGUCGUCAGCUUCCUCUCGGGCAUGCCGCUAGAGCUGAGGGUCCAGAUCCUUAUCAAAAUUUCCCGGAGCGCCAGGAGCCGGAACAUUGGGAUCUUCCACCCGUCCUUCAAUCUGGACAGGCAAAUCCGAGAAGACCUGCACAGGCACCUCCCAGGCAACGUCCACCAGCUCAUCUCCGGGAAGAUAUGCAUCUCGCUCACCAGAGUGUCCGAUGGGGAGAACGUGAUGGUUUCUGACUUUAGGUCCAAAGACGAAGUCGUGGACGCCUUGAUGUGUUCCUGCUUCAUCCCUUUCCUCAGUGGUCUAAUGCCGCCUUCCUUCAGAGGCGUGCGAUACGUAGAUGGAGGAUUCAGUAACAAUAUACCCUUCUUUGAUGCGAAAACUACCAUCACAGUGUCCCCCUUCUAUGGGGAGUUCGACAUCUGCCCCAAAGCCACAUCCACAAACUUUCUUUACAUGGACUUCGCCAGGCUCAGCCUGCGCCUCUGCUCGGAGAACGUCUACCUGGUCAUCCGAGCACUGUUCCCUCCGGAUCUCAAGGUGCUUGGAGAGAUAUGCCUUCGAGGGUAUUUAGACGCAGUCAGGUUCUUGGAGGAGAAUGGCAUCUGUGACAGGCCCCAUCUAUACCAGAAUUUAUCUUCCGAAGAGCCGGAGGUCCUCGCGCCCCUCUGGGAACACAUGAGCCUGGGGUCUGCCCCGGGGGUGACGAGUCCUGAGGGAGAUGAGCUGCUGGACCACCUGCGUCUCAACAUCCCGCGCUGGGACGAGAGCAUCCUGGAGACCCUGUCGCCCACGCUCACCAUAGCACUGAGUGAAGCACUGAAACCCCAAGGUGGAUACAUGAGCAAGUUUUGCAACUUCCUACCGAUUAGGGUGAUGUCCUAUGUCAUGUUGCCCUACACGCUGCCUCUGGAGUCCGCGAUCGCUGUGGUCCAGAGACUGGUGACCUGGCUUCCAGACAUUCCUGAUGACAUCCAGUGGCUGCAGUGGGUGACCUCCCAGAUUUGUUCUCAAGUGAUGACACAUCUGCUCCCCACUUCCAGAUCCCAGGCGCCGGUAAGCAGCCAGCAGCCCUCUCUGCAGAAACCAGAACACAGUGGGCACUGCUGGGCUCCCCACUCGCCUGCGGACCUGGGUACCGCCCUGUGGACUGUCCACUAGAGACCAAAGCGGAGGCUGCCCGGUGGUCCAUCUUCCAGUGUAGCCUAACCUUCUGGGGCAGCGGUGUCUGCUGGGGCGGGGAGGGCUUCCUCUUUCCCCGUGUUUCCAGGAGAGAAGAGUUUCUGAGUCAUUUGAGGAGGCAAGUCUAGCACGUUCUUUCAGAGGAGCCAGACCAUCCCCAUCUUUGCGCAGCCACCUCUGCGCUGCCUUUAGUGCCCCAGGUCUGCGACCUGCAGGAUCCGGCCUCUGCUGAAUACAUAGUUUACUGAAACCAAAGGCAAUCAAUUUGUAAUCAUGAAAAGCUAGUAAGCUCCGUGGGGUGUCGUGGUGGUCCAGAGCUCGAGGAAACCUGCUAUUUCAGCAUCUGAGUCUGUCAGCUCGGUUGGUUGAGAAACGGCUGCAGGAAGCCCAGCAUGGAGGGCCCAUUGCCGACUCGGUUCGCAGUGUCUCAGCUGUCAUCCUGUUCCUAGGGUGGUGGCCGGUGUUUGGAUGGAGGGGGACCUGGGGCUGGCGCUGGGCUGCCCUUUGUGCAGUCACGGGGUUUGGAAGGAAGAGAGAAGGGCGCCCCCAUCUCCCUGCCCAGGAAUCAUCGGUCAGUGUGGUGGGAGGGGUUGCCCUCCUUCUCCAAGGAGGGUACUGCCGGGGAGGGGGCAUUAACAUAACUUGUUUGAAUUUGGGGACACCUUCUUGACCUAGCCUAAAUAUUUGAUGAAGAGUUUUGUAGGAAAUGUAAGGAAAUCUUAUGAUCUGUUGAAUUACGUAUUACGGGAAUCAGUGAGAUGUUAACAGAAGAAGCCUUAAAAGAAUGUCUGGUGCACAAGGCAUUCACCCUGGCCUCCAGGCCGGGCCAACACAACAGAAGAGCUUCUGUCUGUGCUGCUUUUGUCUCACCCCCGCCUUCCCCUUGUCCUCUGUCCUCGAGCAGCCUUAACAGAGGCAAGCGUGGCAUAGGGCCCUACCCUCUCCCCAGGUGGGGGGACGUGUUGGCAGGCACCGUGGAGUAUGACUCAAGGUGAAAUGUGUGUGUCUGUUUUUCUCACUUAAGCAUUCAAAUUUAAGAAGUAUAACAAAAAGAACAAUGAUAAGCUCAAAAUCCUAAAUGUUGGCACAGAAAGCUGCUCCUCCCACCUACAUUGUGUGAGUAACCCAGAGUGGAACCAGUAAGCUCAGACCAAGUGCUUGAUGCAAAGUAAAGAAUGCGGCUCUAGGAGCAAACUCCAUAUAAACCGCGUGCUCUUGUGCCAUGCUGCCAUCUUGAAUUCCCAGAGGGCAGGGACUGCUUGUGAAAAUACAGGGUCGUCACCUAGUGCCUAGAAGCCCUGCUUCAGGGCUCCUUGCAUCUCCAGGGGCCUCCUGUUCUGGCAGCACAUGCCUCCUACGUGAGGUAAGGGCUGGUGGGUGGUGGGCUCCUCUGGCCACCUGAACCUCAGACCUGUCCCCUUGCUGAGCUGGCCUGGGGGUGGGAGAGGCCACGCCUGGCACCCACCUGGACUCCUUGGGACACACCCUCACACCCUCCCCUGAACCCCCGACCCUCAAGUCUGCCAGUUGGCUGUCUUCUGUCGGAACCACAGCAUGGGUCACUAGCACAUAGAACCACACUUGAGCUGUAUUUCACAGUAACCAGAAUAUUUCUGUAUAGACAUAUACCCUAGUUCUGUGAUCGCUGUUAGGAAAGAAAUAUGUUCAAUGGCUGAUAGGAUUACAUGGGACUUAUUUUCCUACUACUUUCUGAAAUUGUUCAGCCUUCUUACCAUGAGCAUGUAUUUUAUAAUUUUUAAAAACGUCUACUAAGCAGGUAUGAUACUCUUAGAAAUGGCCAAGGCUUCCUCCCCAUCUGUGCCUGCAAUGCCACCCCAUCCCCACUCUCCCUGCACCCACACCUCCCCAGCUCUGCUGGGCUUUCUUAUCAGCAGAGAAGAACAUUCUUAAGUUCCUCCUACCUUAUCAAAUACUGCCCCCCCCCCCCCCAUUUAUGGUAGAUUUCUGCUUUGGACCACUCCACUAUCAGGAAUAAUCCGUGUGUGGCCUAUUUAAUGCCAGGGAGCAACAGUCUUUAUUUGGUAAAUAGCAAAACUUGGUGCAGAGCACGAGCCCGGUUAAAAAAAUAAAUGCGUGGGUAUCUGUGUAUAUGCAGAAGAAGACAGAGGAUGUGAACCAAAGCGCUGCCAGCGGUUAUCCUUAUGCCAUUAUCCAUAAUUAUAUUUUAUUUGUUGUGCUCAUGUAUGUUUUCCAAAUCUCUAUGGUCAACAUGGAUUACUUUCAUCAGAAAAUAACUCAUAAUAAAUGUGAUUUUUAAAACGCU
Messenger RNA from Equus quagga, 3679 nucleotides. RefSeq names its product patatin like phospholipase domain containing 3 (gene PNPLA3). The coding region runs from base 58 to 1374 and encodes 438 amino acids. NCBI's taxonomy places the organism in Eukaryota, Metazoa, Chordata, Mammalia, Perissodactyla, Equidae. The record is from RefSeq and is a predicted model, not a curated record. Gene Ontology annotation, molecular function: triacylglycerol lipase activity; 1-acylglycerol-3-phosphate O-acyltransferase activity. Gene Ontology annotation, biological process: triglyceride catabolic process; lipid homeostasis. The transcript has 9 exons. Gene Ontology annotation, cellular component: lipid droplet; membrane; cytoplasm.